AAGUUAAUGAAUCGUACUCGGAACUCGAUUAACCUAAUCGCACGCAUUAUUUCUAAUCUCGAUCGAAAUCUAAUAAUACAAAAAAACGUUAUUGAUCGAUGGAAAACGCGAUACGCGGAUGUUAUUCAAGCUUUCUAAAAGUUAAAUAAGUACGUGAGAAGAACGUGUAUAAAAGACGCGAAUGAAUACGUCGAACGCGUAAACGUGAUUUGUUUUCUACUUAACAAAGAAAGAAAGAAAGAAAGAAAGAAAGAAAGAGAUAAAGAAAAAAAAAAAGAAAGAAAAAGAAAGACAUGAGAUUUAUUAGCGUUAUAUCACGUUAGCCCUGUCUAAAAAUGGCGAAUCAAGUAUUCUUGGAAUAAUAAAUUUUCGCGGUGGGAAGGAACGUGAAGUUGCGAAAAACAAAAAGAGAGAAAAAAAAGAAAAAAAAAAAAGAAAAAAUAAAAGAAAGAACGACGACACCGACGACGGUGGUGGUAACGAUGAUGAUGAUGAUGAUGAUGAUGAUGGUGGUGGUGGUGGUGAAGAAGGAAGAAAAAGAGAAGGAGAAGAAGAUCUUAUAUGUAUGUAAAAGGGCUAACGUCCUAAUAUUCAGAAACCGUCCCUUUCCAUUCAUCCUGUCGUGGGAUGCAACGACGGCGGCAAGGCAGGCGGCAUUGCGCCCAUCUAAUAAUAGAACGGCGCGAUUCCGUCGACAUAUUAUACCGGGGGUCCCUAAUAUGCAUAUAAAAAAGAGUUAUUUUAAUUGAACAAUUAACGAACGCGAGUGUGUUGUUAUUCGAGAAGAAAAAGAAAAAGUAAAAGAAAAAGACAUUCGAAGAAGAAGGAGGAGUUGGAACGAUCUGAAAGAUAUCGGAAUCGUUGAGAAUUAAUGAAUGAAUGAAUAAAAGAAAGAAACAAACAAACAAACAAACAAAGAAGGGAUUAAUUAAUUAGUUAAUUAAUUCAUUAAUUAAUUAAAUAGAAGAGGAAAAGUGAAAUAAGAGAUUAUUAUCAGAAAAGAAAAUGGAGUGCUCGGAGGCCGAUAACGAAGCUGCUAGCUCCAAUGCUGUUGACUCAGAUGGAUCCGUCAGCUGGGAGGAUUUCUUUGGUACGAGUACAGACCUGGUGCCACAAUUAUUGGGCAUGUUCGACGAGCUGGCACGUCGUGGAAACGGUUACGAGGAUCACCAAGUAGUCCUCUCAGCGUCUUGUAAUAUACCAGCGGCUUUGCAGAAACGAUUGAGUUUGGUACCGCACUCACAACGAGGUUCCAUAUUCGGUCAGCUUUGUGGGGAGGCUACGAAGAAAGGUAGUAGCUGUAAUAGCGGUAGUAAUAGUAAUAGUAAUAAUAGUCAUCGGGAUAAGAGCGUGGAGAUGUGUGAGAGAACGGAAGAUACGGAUACGACAAGUACGAUAGAUGUUGUGGUAACUCAACAUGGUGUUGACAACAACAACGACAACGACAACAACAACGACGACGAUAACAACAACAACAACAACAACAACAACGACGACGCCGACGAUGACGACGACGACGACGACGACGACGAGGACGAGGACGAAGAGGACGACGAGGAGGAGGAAGAGGAGGAGAGAGAGAGAGAAAGAGAAAGGAGGGAGGUGGUCAAAGUAGAAAAAGAAAAUGAUGGAAAUAGAUUGUCGAUCAACGUUAUCGUGCAAGACGAUAAGAAGAAUUCUUAUGUACAAGAAACAAACAGCAAGAACGCCAAUGGAGGAACGCUUACUCAGCUUAGGUAUAAAAGAAGAUGUAGAAGUGGAAGACCAUUGUCUGGUAGUUCGAUAGCCUCUAGUACAUCGUCGAGUGGCUGUAGCAAUCAGGGAAAUCCAUCGUCUGCGACUAAUCCAUAUUUGGCUUCUGUCGAAUCAUUAGCUGAUACCUGUGCCAGUUCUCAAGGUUCAGGCGAUAGCGGAGUAGUCACCGUAUCCGAAGCCAGCUGUCGUAUUGGUAAUGUUACCAAUGGUCAAAGAAGGGACAGUGCUGAAGGGGACACUUCCUCCUAUCGACCACGUUAUUGCGAUCCACAUCGUAAUCCCGUGGAAAGAGUAUUGCUUGAGAUUGUUGAUACCGAAGCUAUAUAUGUUGAACACUUGCGACAAGUUAUACAGGGCUAUCUCAUAUUUUGGAGAGACGAUCCCACAUCGUUCGUACAUCAGCUACAACUGAGCGACUUGUUCAGCAACAUCGAGGACAUUUUCAAGUUCAACAGAGAAUUCCUAAAAGAAAUCGAGAAAUGUGCUUUUGAUCCAGUUUGCGUGGCUAACACUUUCAUCAAGCAUAAUUCAGGAUUUAAGGUCUAUACCGAAUACUGCACGAAUUAUCCCAGAACUGUCUCUGUAUUAACCGACUUGAUGGGACAAGAGGAAACGGCCAAAGCGUUUAGAGAAAGACAGGCAGCUUUAGAUCACGCGUUACCUCUGGGAUCAUUUUUGUUGAAGCCUGUUCAAAGGAUUCUCAAGUAUCACUUGUUGCUAGAGAAUUUAUCGAAAGAGUAUGGGGCAGGUUGUGACGCAAGAGAAAACGAGGCAGAAGGAAGAAGUGCAAUCGAGGGUGCACUUGCAGCGAUGACUGGCAUCGCAAAACAUAUUAACGCGAUGAAGAGAAGACACGAGCACGCAGUAAGAGUUCAAGAGAUUCAAUCGCUUCUUUAUGGAUGGUCCGGACCGGAUUUAACUACCAGUGGUGAACUUAUAGCUGAAGGUCGCUUCAGAAUGAGAGGAGCAAAAGCACCGAGACACGCUUUUCUCUUCGACAGGAUGUUACUUCUUACCAAGAAAAAGGAAGAUGGUUUAUUGGUCUACAAGGCUCAUAUCAUGUGUUCCAAUCUGAUGCUGAUCGAAAGCAUCCCAGGAGAACCACUAAGCUUUCAUGUGAUACCCUUUGAUAAUCCAAGGUUGCAAUAUACAUUGCAGGCACGCAACCUGGAGCAAAAGAGGGAAUGGACCUUGCAAAUAAAAAGAGUAAUCCUUGAGAAUUACAACGCUGUUAUACCUUCUCACGCCAGGCAGCUGUUUCUACAACUUGGUCAGACUCAACACGAAGACGAUUCUCCGACCGACAAAAGCUCGGCGAAAAAGUUAUACUCGGCGCCGCCGGAAUAUUUAGAGAAACGUAAGCAAGAAAGAGAAAGAAGAAGAUCAGAAACUGGUAUAAGGCAUAAGUUCAAAAAGAGUACAAGAAAAUCUGAAUCACCUGCUAUCGCUACCGAGGACUCACCGGCAUCGUUAAGGAAAAAUCCUAAUAACGAGACUGAAAUGCACGACUCGAGAGAUCAGAAUCUUAACAGGUGUUCCGACGGACGUACUCUCAAAGUAAAGGAUCGUUUCACCGGUUGGAGAAGAAAAUCAGAGCCAGGAUUUCAAUCUUACGUUUCGUUGAAUCAAUCGGACGAGGAUCAGAAAGAGGAGACGACGGCUGAUAAUAUGGAAACGACUUUGGUUGAAUCAGAUCGUACGAUCAAUACCAGCAACGAGGAGAACAAGCCAACAAAUUCUCAACAAGUUGAAACCAAAGAGAACAACGAACAACAGACUGCAACUACUACUACACCAGCAGUGGCCCAAACGGUUGAAGAAAUAGUUGGUCAUAUCUUAAUGCAGAAUCAGGAGUUCCAAAAGUUGUUGGAAAAACAAAGAACGAGUAGUAGUAUAAACGUGAGACAACAGCAAAGAUUCAACAAGAGAAUAUCAGCUGACACUUCGGAUGAAAGCGAUUGUGAGAACGCUAAUUACGUUGGUGGAACGUCGAACAAUCGUGUCCGUGCGUCUCAUCGUGAAACCCAGAGAUUGGUGAGAACGAACAACGCAUGGAACUCAUUGUCCUCUGCUAGUACACGUGACACACCACAGCCAGCUCUAAGGUUGCUCUAUGAUAAUUUAAAAUCAUCGGAUGGUAAGACAAGCGUACACGAGACAUUGAAUACAAAGAACAAUGUAAAUCGUGUACACGAAAAGAGAGCUCUUUUCGAAGCUUUCAAAAGACAAAGUAUCGUGACUGAGAGUAAGAUAAUAAAGACGGCUUUGAGGAUCAGAGAGAACUCUACAUCUGCCAACGAGGAUUCAAACGAUACUAGUAUACGUGGUAAUAACGAUCAGGAUUAUUCGGAGAAGGCUAACGAAGUUCAACCGAGUCCCGAACGAAAGGACAAGGCCAAUGAUAUCAAUCAACAGGAUAUCAUCAAAGAAGCUGACGAAUCAAAAGGUUUCGGUAACUACGAUAAUCUCCAACAUGUUUGGGAAGGUCUUCAAGAGGAACAAGACGUUAAUGGAAGUGACAGUCCAACAAGGCCGGCCGUUUGGUUGACCAAACUCUGCGAAGGUUUACCAACUUCACCGCAAAAGUGUGGUUCCUUGCCUCGUAGCUUUCAGAUCAAUCCAAACUCGCAACUUAGCGUUACCAAAUCUCGAUUUCUUCAAAGAGAUGGUAAACCAAUGACCGAGAGACCUUUCACUAUAGCCUCGGACAAGCCCGCCGAGAUAAAUCUCGAGGAUAUGGAAAGAUACGCUUCGAGUUGUCAGCCCGAAGGUAGGAUUGCCAAGUUCCCAACCUCGGUCUCUACUUCAACAUCUACGUUUUUCUGUUCGCUCGAUGACACUCUGACAGACGCGUAUUCCGAAAUUCACAUGGUCUCACCUACUACGACCAACAUUCAUCCCGAUCACAAAAUCUAUCGAGCUACUAACGGUAGUACGAGGUUCAAGAACGUAUUGUCGAAGGCUGGUAGUCGUUUGCAAGGUCUCAGGAAUACUCUCAGCACCGAAACUCUGGAAUGUAGCGAAGAAAUAGAAAGAACUAAAUACUUUCGUUCGUUGAGCAAUGGAAAAUCAAAGAGAAAGGGCAAAUCCAAACAUUCUAGAGAAAGUUCUUCGGACGUGGAGGAACUGGUUGGUUGUGUACCAGCUGCUGGACCAACCGAUUAUAGGAUACCAUCAUUGUAUUAUAAACAAGGAAGUUCUAGUUUGGGUGCACGUAUAGCACAGUCCGAUUACGCAGACCCUACUGUCCUCUUUGCUGAAAACAAACGCAAUGGUAGUAACGAGGAGACGAGAAAAAUAGACGAGAACGCGAAAGAAAAUGAAAGGGAUAAGGAAGAAGAGGAUGAGGAAGACGAGGAGGGAUCAUCUUCCAGAGAAACUAAUCGUCGUGAAAGCGAGACCGACAGUUUCUACGAGAGAUCGUUCGAAAUUAUUGAGAAUUAUGUUGACGUUGAUGGCGAGGAAGUUUUUAGGGACAGUGCAAUAUUCAGUGACGCUGAUGACGUUCUUCUAAUGCGUACAGAUAUUGGUGGAGGAGGGGAAGGAGGAGGUGGAGCUACUACGUCAGCUGGUAAUAAACAAAAAGUCGCACCUCCGGUUCCUGCGAAAAAAAAAUUAGAAUGUUCAUCAGUGUCAACUACUGUAUCGAGUAUCGUGCAAGAAAGUAAUAUAGUUGGCAAGCCUUAUGUAGCACAGAAACCUGAUUACCUAAAGAUAAAGUCGAUCUUCUUGAGAGCACAGAGUAGUAGUAGUAGUAGCAGCAGUAGUAGUAGUAGUAGUAGUAGUAAUAAUAGUAAUAGUAGUAGUAGUCCAGAAGGUAAAAUUUCUUCGAUUAGGUCGUCCUUUGUAAAAAGAGACGUUGACAGAAAGUGUAUGACGAAUGAUGUUGCAUUGAAUGAAGGAUCCGGCGAUACUGGUAACGAUGAUAAGGAUGAUGUAUCAGCUGGACAGAGUCAGGCUGGUUGGGUUAAGAAAAUAGUUUGUCAAUUGCAAGGACAUGUUGAGACAUAAUUAAUAAUCUUUUAAGGUUUUUUCCUCUUGAAUUACAAACUGUAAUUUCUUUUUUUUUUUUUUUUUUCUAUCUCGUGUCUUUCAAAAUUAUUCCAAAACGUAAUCGACUGUCUAAUAUU
This is a messenger RNA of Vespula pensylvanica (western yellowjacket), 5885 nucleotides long. RefSeq lists its product as uncharacterized. The record is from RefSeq and is a predicted model, not a curated record. The transcript is spliced from 13 exons. NCBI's taxonomy places the organism in Eukaryota, Metazoa, Arthropoda, Insecta, Hymenoptera, Vespidae. Bases 1006 to 5766 code for a protein of 1586 amino acids. Gene Ontology annotation, molecular function: guanyl-nucleotide exchange factor activity.